Messenger RNA from Colletotrichum phormii, 1431 nucleotides. RefSeq names its product pantothenate transporter liz1. Gene Ontology annotation, molecular function: transmembrane transporter activity. The transcript is spliced from 7 exons. The record is from RefSeq and is a predicted model, not a curated record. Lineage: Eukaryota; Fungi; Ascomycota; Sordariomycetes; Glomerellales; Glomerellaceae. Bases 1 to 1431 code for a protein of 476 amino acids. Gene Ontology annotation, biological process: transmembrane transport. Gene Ontology annotation, cellular component: membrane.
AUGGCAGAAACCACGCCUCAGCCUUCAAAUGCGCCUUCGCGAUCAUUUCGUUCAUUUAUUUGGGACACAGAUACUCAUUUGAAGAGCCAUGAAGAACACGUAUUGCUCCGAAAGUUGGAUUGGUCGAUCUUGACCAUAGGAUGCUUGGGCUUCUUCAUGAAGUAUCUCGACCAAGGAAACCUUGCAAACGCCUAUGUAUCGGGGAUGCAAGAGGAUCUCAAGAUGUUUGCCAACGAGUACACGUAUGCUCAAAUGGUUUAUACCUGCGCGUAUGCUGUGAUGCAGAUUCCCAGCACUCUGAUUGUUCAGAAGAUCAGACCGAGCAUUUGGCUAGCCGGAAUGGAGGUCGGAUGGGGAGUCUUUACUUUUGCUCAAGCAGGGACGCAGAAUGUCGGCCAGCUUUACUCAUUUCGGUUUCUUGUCGGUUUCUUUGAAAGCUCCUUCUUUCCUGUCCUACUCUAUGUCCUUGGAAGCUGGUACACCAAGACCGAACUUGCGAAGAGAGUCGCCAUUUUCCACAUGACCGCCCCUCUGGGUGCGGCUUUUGGCGGAUAUCUGCAAGCGGCGGUUUACAAGAGCCUCGAUGGUGCUCAUGGUCACGCAGGAUGGCGAUGGCUAUACAUUGUCUGUGGGGCUAACACGCCAUACACCACCAAGUCCAAAUUUCUGACCGCAAAAGAAUGCGAGUUGGCGAUUGACCGAGUAACGAAAGCUGGUAAAGCGGCACCUGCAGGAGUCACGUUGGCGACUUUCAAGAGAGUUCUCCUAAAAUGGAGAUGGUAUGCUUUUGUCUUAGGAUAUGUCCUCUAUGGCGAAUCUUGUCAAUCAGGUGGAUACUUCGCCAUCUGGCUCAAGGCGGAGAAGUUCUCAGUUGUAGACAGAAACGUGAUUCCAACCGGCUCAAAGCUCAUCAGCGCUUUCUGUAUCAUUCUGUGGGGCUUCCUCUCCGACUACACCGGGAGCCGCUUUGCAUUGAUUAUUUGCCCAUUGGUGCUUACCUUGAUUCCCAACGGCAUCUUAGCUUUCUGGCCUCCAAGCGUACAGCUGAAGCUAUUUGCUUUCCUGGCGAGCAGCGUGCAUCUGAUGACCGCAGUAUUCUAUACGUGGACAAAUGAAAUUUGUGCCGGCGACAAUGAGGAGCGCGCCUUGGUAAUCAGCAGUAUGAAUGGAAUGCAAUACGCCGUCGACGCUUGGCUUCCUCUAGUCAUCUUCCCACAAACCAUGGCUCCAAGCUUUAGGUACGGAUUUCCUGCGACUUUUGGUUUCAUCCUUGCUGCAAUUAUUGCAGUGAUUGGCAUUCGCCUUUUGGUUCUCCGGGAACAGAAGCAAGGAUCCAAGGAUGGAGAGACAACUUUGGAAUCUGGACGAGUAGAAUUUCACCCCGAAGAAAAUGAGAGCAUCGGAGAAAGUGACAAGGUCGACAAGAAGUAG